Messenger RNA from Peronospora farinosa, 1191 nucleotides. Lineage: Eukaryota; Oomycota; Peronosporomycetes; Peronosporales; Peronosporaceae. The record is from the annotation of a GenBank genome assembly.
AUGGAGCGUCUAUCGGUUCGUUUCCAGCAAGAGCAGAGCAAUCGCGGGUCCAUCAUAUCUGUGCACGAUACCCGCCGUAGUUCCAGCAGCAGCCUCAGUGUCUCGGCUUGUAGCAUCAGCAGUAGAGUGAGCCACUGCCCAGCGCCGUUGACGCAGCCGUCGUCUCAUAGUGUUGACCAAUUUUGCGAGGACUAUGAGGUCGUGUUUAGAGAGGAUAAAUUGGGGUUGACUUUAAAAAGUCAUGAGCAGAUAGACCCUUUAGGCUACAGGAUUCCAGUAACCAUUGUCAAGUCCACGAUCUUCAGUGUCGGACAAGUGUCACACCAGAUUCGAGAAGGAGACGUGCUGUUAUCGGUGAAUGGAGAAAGUAUUACAAAUUUGGAAUUUCAGGACGUUCUGCGGAUUCUUAAGAUCGCGUCCCGGCCGAUUCGUCUGCGAUUCCGCACCAGAUUUACACUGCGACGAGCGUGGUCGAUGUCAGGCAAUGAGCAGCAGGACGUUGGUUUGAGACGGUCGAGUGUGGAGAGUGUUGACAGCGAUUUGCGUGUGCCCAUUGCAGCCGGAGCUUUCUUGUUUCCCGAACAUCCCGGGUUGGAAGAGAACCGGGACGACUCGGACAGCCAGGGCAGCCAGGACGCCGUCAUGUCCGAAAGCUUUGGCGACGCUGAUAGUGCGCGAUCUACGGAGAAUAGUUCGGUAAUUACAGAGCUUACAGACAUAGAGUUAACGUCAGGUCGGCAGUCGUCGCGGCUGGCUGCAUUUCUUCGCAAACCUUUUCGUCGUGGCGAUGGGUUUGAUAGCGCUCGGUGGGAACUACGAUUGGGCAUUGUCCCGGCCGCCCCGCGUACAGAGAUCUCUCUCGAGUCGCCUAUUAAGGCUGCAAUUCAUGUGAGCUGGCGUGUACACGCGAAAGCGGUAUCGUAUCACUUGCAAUUUUCUCGAGAUUGGACAAUGAAGGUUUGGAAGAAUUGGUCAGGACGACCUCGACGAGCAAGUGACAACGAGCGCGAACUGGUUACGACGAUCUUUGGCCUCGACUACUCGAAGAGCUACGUGGUUCGUGUCCGCUAUGAGUUCAGUGGUGGUCACAGCCCCAGUGAGUGGAGCGUAGCAAGUACGCCCCUUACAACAAUCAGUCAUGUCGACGCCAUGCACCAUCGAAUCGCACAGCCAAGAGCACAACGUGGAUAA